CUCAACGCUGAGACAGGAACUGGGGGGGAAAAAGGGAAAGAAAGGAAAAAAAGAAGAGUUGAGCUGAGACUCCACAUUGUUUAAACCCGACCUAGAAUAACCACGAAACAUGGUUCCGGAGUUUGUGAUUGCUUAAGUUAAGUCAAAGGUUGUGCAAUGCUGUCCUUUGUCACAUCGCUCCUGCCGACUUCAUACUUCCUGCCAGGAUGGUUGAUUCUAGACACAAAUCCACUGGAUAGUUUACUUCAAGGGCUGGUAGGUGCAUGUGGGAUCUCUGUGCUAUGCUCCUUGAUCAGACUGCACUUAUUUUUAGAGGAAGAGAGCCCUGGUGAUGACAAUGGUAAAAGGAGACGAACCCGUGAGGGUACAAAAAAACCCGGACUCACUGGGAUGCUCCAGUUUGUCAUCGUGACUGGGAUACUGGCUGUAGUGGGCUCCCGUGUGGCCUCCUUGGUGGUGCUCGAGUUUUGCCUCCGGGCUGUGUCUGGAUUGGUCACAGCGGGACCAGACUCCAACAAAUUUCUGCAGCAGCUGCUCGUUCAAAGCCAGUUCUCCCUGGGCUGUGCCCUGAGCUGCAGCCUGCACUUUCUCCACGAGGGGGCGUCGCAGCGCUGGCUGUGCCUGCUCCUGGCAGCCGCACUCAGUUGGUUCCUGGCCAGACAGGCCACACGCCUGCUGCACCAUGUCACGGCUCUGUACGAGCUCCACAGCUCACAGCGCUACUGUGGCAUUUGCCUCUGCCUCCUCACACAUGGCCGCGGCCUGCUGCCCAUGCUGUGCAGGGCUAUGGUCAUUACCUUCUCCGUGGCUGCGGUGGCCGCCGUAUCAAUCAUCAACCGACACUUCCUCUCUGCAACAGAGGCCCUAAAGUUCUGGACACCACUGACUAUAUGUUACACACUGUUGGUGGUGUACAUGCAGGAGGAGCAGCACCGUCUGCCCGGCAGCCAGGCUGUGCUGAACACAGUGGUGGUGCGUCUCGGGGGCUUGAUGGUCCUGAUGCUGACUGUCGGACGCUGGGCUGACGUGCUUCACAUCUUAAUGUGCUUCCUGGGUGAGGCCAGCUGCCUAAUCCCCACGAUGGAUCUGCUGGAUGCGGCGUCUUCACAGAUCGGAUGAAGAGGAUUACACAGACUGCAUGAGGAGAGAGUGACGACAACAUGACAAAGACCACGGGCACAAGAGAAGGAGCAUAAGAGAUAACCACUCAUUCACUUUGCAACACCAACAAGUAAUGCUUUUGUACUUUGAAUGUAAUAUUAUUCAUUAAAAAUUACAAAAACAACA
Scophthalmus maximus (turbot) is the source of this 1287-nucleotide messenger RNA. It is a transcript of the gene tmem82, whose product is annotated as transmembrane protein 82. NCBI's taxonomy places the organism in Eukaryota, Metazoa, Chordata, Actinopteri, Pleuronectiformes, Scophthalmidae. The record is from RefSeq and is a predicted model, not a curated record. The transcript is spliced from 6 exons. Bases 157 to 1119 code for a protein of 320 amino acids.